Molecule: messenger RNA, 672 nt
Organism: Aspergillus oryzae RIB40
Lineage: Eukaryota; Fungi; Ascomycota; Eurotiomycetes; Eurotiales; Aspergillaceae
Exons: 2
Coding region: 1-672 (223 amino acids)
Source: RefSeq, a predicted model, not a curated record
AUGAAGUUCUCCGCCGUUCUCUCUACCUUGAUGGUCGCCGGCCUCGUUGCCGCCGCACCUCCUGCUGAUCGUCCUACCGACCUCCAGAAGGUUCCAGUGCCUCUUCCUACUGCGGACGCUCCCGUCCCGCCAAAGCCGGAGAACGACAACGACAAGCGUGGAGAUGUUCCCCCGCCUAAGAAGCCUACCGAUCUCCCAGCUCCUCCCAAGGAUCCCAAGGAGAACGACAAUGGCAAGCGCGGUGACGUGCCGCCGCCGCCUCCUCCUACCGACAAGCCUCUCCCUCCUAAGGAGAAGGAGAACGAUAACGACAAGCGUGGCGAUAUCCCUCCCCCUCCUCCCACCGAUAAGCCUCUUCCUCCUAAGGAAGAUGACAAGAGCAAGCGUGACGAGGUGCCCCCUCCUCCUAAGCCUACCGAUCUCCCAGCUCCCCCGAAGGACCACGACAACGACAAGCGCGGUGAUGUGCCGCCUCCUCCCCCUACAGAUAAGCCUCUGCCUCCUAAGGAGAAGGAGAACGACAACGGAAAGCGAGGAGAUGUUCCUCCUCCGCCCAGGCCUACCGAAGACAAGCCCGCUCCCCCCAAGGAGAACGACAACGGAAAGCGUGGUGACGUUCCCCCUCCCCCUCCUACCGACAAGCCUCUCCCUCCCAAGCCUGUUCAGCAGUAA